Messenger RNA from Trichoplusia ni (cabbage looper), 1297 nucleotides. Its product is annotated as DTW domain-containing protein 1. The transcript is spliced from 2 exons. Bases 239 to 1162 code for a protein of 307 amino acids. Lineage: Eukaryota; Metazoa; Arthropoda; Insecta; Lepidoptera; Noctuidae. Gene Ontology annotation, cellular component: nucleus. Gene Ontology annotation, molecular function: tRNA-uridine aminocarboxypropyltransferase activity. The record is from RefSeq and is a predicted model, not a curated record. Gene Ontology annotation, biological process: tRNA modification.
CUGUUGAAAUAAACAAUGUCAAUAAUAAUCCGUACCUUGGCAUAGUCUGUGCUUCUCUCACCUAUUGAUUUUGACAUCAAUUUGUUUUUAUCAUCCGAAUAGGUUAAGAAAACGAAAUGCAUUUGUUGUUAUAUUUCGAUUUAUAAAUGAAUAUAAUAACACUGUCAAUGUUUUUACACUAAAACUAGUUUUCCUGUUAUUUCUUGACAAUCGCCAUUUACAAUUAAAGUUCAUUAAUAUGAAUCCUAAGAGCCCAGAAGCGAGAAUUCGCGAUGAUAACCCGUUUGAAGGAAUGUAUAUUUCAGGUUCUGAAUCCUUAGACAACCUAAACAGUCGAAGUGCAUGCCCACGAUGCGGCAAAUCACGAAUGUAUUUCUGUUACACUUGUUUUGUCCCCGUCACGUUACUCGAGUCCAAAAUUCCUCACUGCAGGCUGCCAAUUAAAGUUGACAUCAUUAAACAUCGGCGGGAAAUUGAUGGGAAAAGUACAUCGGCACAUGCAGCUGUUCUAGCACCAGAUGAUGUCAAUGUUUAUACAUAUCCAGACGUCCCUGAAUACCCGCAAGGCGGCAGAACUGUUUUGCUGUUUCCAGGAGCUGAGGCGAAAACUGUACAAGAAUUGUACUCUGGGCAAUUAGAUGCUCCCAGUUACUCUGAACUAUUACUAGCAGAGCUACCUUCUGGGUACUGUGUAGGGACAUUAAUGAAAAAGGUUCUAAAAGACCAAGAAAUUUUUAAAAUUUAUCACUCUCAAGAACUUCCAAUAGAUAGAGUGGUACUUAUAGACAGCACUUGGAAUCAGAGUCGAGGAAUUUAUGCUGAUGAAAGGCUACAAAAGAUACCUACAAUAGUUCUUCAAAAGAGAGCCUCACAAUUCUGGCGGCACCAGCGAGGCAGUCCUCGAUGGUAUUUGUCAACAAUAGAAGCACUACAUCAAGUUCUAUUGGAGUUACACAUAUGUGCAUGGGGCCGGAGUGAAAAUUAUGACUCAUACCUCACUUGUCAUUAUCCAGUACAUAGUAAAGAAGAGAAUCACCCUCAAUGUCGCCCUUACAAUGGACAGUAUGAUAACUUGUUGUAUUUCUUUAAAUUCAUGUAUGAGAAACUGCAUAAACUUUAUAAGCAUGAUAAUUUAUUAGCAUAUAAAAGGCCUAUGUCAUAACUAUCUAUAUUAUGGUAAUUUGGGUGACUGGUAUUCAAUAACAGUCCAUAUAUAACUGGUCUAUUUUACUUUAAUAUUAUAAGUUUACACCUUUAAGGAAUACAUGACCUAAAAUUAAAAAAUAAACUUAAUUUA